GCGCGAAAGCCCCGGCCCUGCUCCGCUGCGCUCCGGCCCGUCGUGCAGGGGGCGCGGCGGGGGCGGCCCGCGGCCCCCUCUUCUUCCCCGCCCACCCCGAAGCCGCUCCCUGGGCGCCCCGCCCGGCCGCCAAGUGGGGCGCUACAGGGCGCCUCGCGGUGGGGCCGCGCCUGGCCUCUGAGAGCGUGCAGAGCGCUCGGAAGCCGCCCGCGGGGAGGAGGCGGCGGGCUCUGGGGCGCGCCCUGGGCGGGACGGCGGUGGCCCGGCCCGCCCCCGGGACAGCUCCGGCGGCUGGGCGAGCGGCGCGGGGCAUGGAGGGACGCCGCCCGGGCCAGGCUAACCGUGGGCUGCUCCGACAAGCCCCGACGGGGCGCCCCCGACCCGACGCGGCGCGGCGCCUGCUGCUGCUGCUGCUGGCGGCGGCUCAGUGUCUCUAUGGCAGUGCAGGGACUGCCCCAGAAGGGCUGCUUUUCAUUUCUACCCUGGAUGGCAGCCUCCAUGCUGUGAGCAAGAGGAGCGGGGACAUCCAGUGGACUCUCAAGGAGGCACCAGCUCUGCAGGUGCCAGUUGACAUGGCCAAGCCAGCCUUUCUUCCAGACCCCAGCGAUGGCAGCUUGUACGUCCUGGGGGGCAGAAACAAAGAGGGCCUGAUGAAACUGCCGUUCUCCAUCCCGGAGCUGGUGCAGUCUUCUCCUUGCCGGAGUUCCAAUGGGAUUCUCUACACGGGGAAGAAGGAGGACACCUGGUCUGUGGUGGACCCGGCCUCAGGGCAGAGGCAGACAACGCUCUCAACCGAGGCCUGGGACGAGCUGUGCUCCUCUGUGCCUUUGCUGUACAUCGGACGCACCCAGUACGUUAUCACCAUGUAUGACACCAAGACCCGCGAGUUACGUUGGAAUGGCACUUACCUGGACUAUUCCGCUCCACUUUACCAGCCAAAUGAUAAAUAUGGAAUGGCUCACUUUGCUUCGAGUGGAGAUGGGCUGCUGGUGACCGUGGGCAAGGACCGAGGGGGUCUGCUGUGGAUGCAGGAUUAUGGGUCCCCCGUGGUGGGGGUCUACACCUGGCACCAGGACAGUUUGCGGCGUGUGCCCCAUCUCAACAUUGGCAUGGAGAGCCUGCGCUACCUGGUGUUGCACUCCCGGGACAUCCCCCUCCUCAACUGGAACUAUCAGUCUACAAAGGAGUUUGCUGCCCAGGCACAGCUACUGCCAACUGUGUAUGUGGGCAAAGAUGCAACGUGUCUCUAUGCCUUGACGUCCCUGGUACAUGCAGGAGUGGCUCUUGUGCCUCAGGGAGUGACUCUGGCACAAGUCAACGGCCCGACCACUGAGGAGGUCACACUCCAGAAGUCCGGCGAGUGCGAAAUCAUGCCCAGCACAGAUGUCAGGUACCCACAGGGCAGCGUCACCCUCCCCCCCAGCCAGUGGCUGCUCAUAGGGCAUCAUGAGCUGCCCCCCGUGGUCCACACCACCAUGCUGAGGGCCUUUCCUGAGACCCUGCAGAGGACGUCCGAGAACAGUUUCCCCCCCGCGUCCCCCUCCGAGGCGCUCUUUGGUGAAUCUGUGGCAGAUGGUGGCAGCGCGGAAGGCCAAGUGGAUGAUCCAGCAGAGGCCCCCCGGCAACCAGCAGAGGCUGACCUGGAGUUUGGUCCCUGGGAGUGGGUGAUGCCUGGAGUCGCCGCUGUGUUUCUGGGUGGGGGCAUCCUCUUCCUCACGCUCUGGCUUAUUCAGUGGCAAAACCGAGAUCAGCAGUGGCAGCUGGAGGAGCCCGGGCAGCACCCAAGCCUGGGGGGGGCACCUUCCAGCAGCAGCCGAGCAGAGCAGCUCCUAGCAGGCUCCAGCGCCUCACCAGAUGGAGUCGAGCAGGGUUCUCUGCAGCCAGAUCACAGCCAGUGCCCCUCUUCCUCCUCCCCCCUGCCUCUGGCCCGUGGGGAGUCCAUCCAGGGUGCUGCUUCAGGGGCUGGCCCUGAAACCCUCGUGGUGGGAAAGAUCUCCUUCAGCCCAAAGGAUGUGGUGGGUCAUGGGGCAGGGGGCACCUGUGUGUUCAGGGGUCGCUUUGAAGGGCGCCAGGUAGCAGUGAAGCGGCUGCUGCCAGAGUGCGUCCAUCUGGUGGACCGAGAGGUCCAGCUGCUGUGUGAAUCAGACGAGCACCCCAACGUCGUGCGCUACUUCUGCACAGAGAAGGAUCGGCAGUUCCACUACAUUGCCCUGGAGCUUUGUGCGGCUACGCUGCAGGAAUAUGUGAAGAGCCCCUUUCUCGGCGGCCAGAUUCUGGACACUGUCUCCAUGCUACAACAGACGAUGUCUGGCUUGGCGCAUUUGCACUCCCUUGGCAUAGUCCACCGUGACUUGAAGCCCUGCAACAUCCUGAUCUCAGCUCCUGACAGCCGUGGCCGGAUCCGUGCCAUUAUCUCCGAUUUUGGCCUGUGCAAGAAACUGCAAGCUGGCCGCUGCAGCUUCAGCCUGCGCUCAGGCAUCCUGGGCACCGAGGGCUGGAUUGCCCCAGAGAUGCUGCGAGAGGCCCCAAAGGAGAAUCCGACGUGCGCAGUGGACAUCUUCUCGGCCGGCUGCGUGUUUUACUACGCUGUGUCUGGCGGGCAGCAUCCCUUUGGAGACCGCUUGCGUUGCCAGGCCAAUAUCCUGGCUGGGGCCUACCAGCUGGACCACCUUCAACAGGAGAUGCACGACAAGGUUGUUGGUCGGGAGCUGAUAGAAGCCAUGAUCAGCAGUGACCCCCACCGGCGGCCCUCUGCGGCCCAAGUCCUGGCACACCCGUUCUUCUGGAGCCAAGAGAAGCAGCUGCAGUUUUUCCAGGAUGUUAGUGACCGCCUGGAGAAGGAGCCAGUGGGGGGGCCCAUUCUCAGGGCCCUGGAGGCCAAAGGACAGGCUGUAGUGAAGGGCAACUGGCGAGACCAUAUAUCCAUCCCACUGCAGACAGAUCUCAGGAAGUUCCGGACGUACAAGGGCAGCUCGGUGCGGGACCUCUUGCGGGCUAUGAGGAAUAAGAAACAUCAUUACCGCGAGCUGCCAGACGAUGUCCAGGAGGCCCUCGGUAUCGUCCCACAUGAGUUUGUGCAGUACUUCACAUCUCGCUUCCCAUGUCUCCUCUUGCACACGCACCAGGCCAUGCGGCUGUGUGCCAGAGAGAGGCAGCUGCAGCCGUAUUACUACCACAAGCCGUGAAUCAGGCAUGGCCUUCCAGGCUGAGAAAGACCUGCACUCUCGCAAGGGUGGCUGUGUGGCCUGCCUCAAGGGAGGGGGCAGAGCUGGGGGUGGGCCUCACCCUGCUGCUGAGAGCAGCGCAUGUGUCUGCAUGCUGGAAGUCCUGUCUCUGCUGGAGUCCAAAAGCCCCUCAGUGCCGCUGCCCAUUAGAGGAAGCAGAAGUGGACCUCCUGACUCUGUCCCAGCCAGAUUCCCCCUCGCCCCAAGAGCCUCCUUUGAGGAGGCCCUGAGAAACUGGUGGACAGAGUUUGUGGCUGCAGGCUGUUUUGACAGCACUCUCGUCCUAGAUGAACGAUGCCUCCUCGUGGCUCAUUCACGGCCUCUAAGAAUUCUUGUAAUACAGUUUUGUACAUUAAAAACAAAAACAGAG
Molecule: messenger RNA, 3594 nt
Organism: Eublepharis macularius
Lineage: Eukaryota; Metazoa; Chordata; Lepidosauria; Squamata; Eublepharidae
Gene: ERN2
Product: endoplasmic reticulum to nucleus signaling 2
Exons: 22
Coding region: 312-3185 (957 amino acids)
Biological process (GO): IRE1-mediated unfolded protein response; intrinsic apoptotic signaling pathway in response to endoplasmic reticulum stress; protein phosphorylation
Cellular component (GO): IRE1-TRAF2-ASK1 complex
Molecular function (GO): protein serine/threonine kinase activity; RNA endonuclease activity; ATP binding
Source: RefSeq, a predicted model, not a curated record